This is a messenger RNA of Limanda limanda (common dab), 382 nucleotides long. Its product is annotated as ribonuclease inhibitor-like. The transcript is spliced from 4 exons. Lineage: Eukaryota; Metazoa; Chordata; Actinopteri; Pleuronectiformes; Pleuronectidae. The record is from RefSeq and is a predicted model, not a curated record. The coding region runs from base 1 to 300 and encodes 99 amino acids.
AUGUGGGUCUGCUGGCUGUGCUACCAGGGUCGACGGAGACUGAUCCCAGCUGUGAGGAACUGCAGGAAGGCUCGACUUGUUGGUUGUUACCUCUCAGUGACUCACUGUGAAGUCGUGGCCUCGGCUCUGAAGUCAGACCCCUCACAUCUGAGAGAACUGGAUCUGAGUGUAAACAUCUUCCUGCAGGAUUCAGGAGUGAAGCUGCUGUGUUCUGGACUGGAGAGUCCAAACUGUCGACUGGAGACUCUGAGGUGGGAGGGGAGACCUUUGUGGAUGGAGGAGGCAUCUUUGUGGAGCUGAGUGUGAAGAGGACAGUGUGUGUGGACGGAGGCUGAGCUGUGUCCUGAGGAUCCAGAGGCUGAAGCAGAAGCAGCUUGUGUGU